Molecule: messenger RNA, 951 nt
Organism: Oncorhynchus masou masou (cherry salmon)
Lineage: Eukaryota; Metazoa; Chordata; Actinopteri; Salmoniformes; Salmonidae
Product: homeobox protein Hox-B1-like
Exons: 2
Coding region: 1-951 (316 amino acids)
Biological process (GO): regulation of transcription by RNA polymerase II
Cellular component (GO): nucleus
Molecular function (GO): RNA polymerase II cis-regulatory region sequence-specific DNA binding; DNA-binding transcription factor activity, RNA polymerase II-specific
Source: RefSeq, a predicted model, not a curated record
AUGGAGAAUUCCAGAAUGAACUCUUUCUUAGAGUACUCAAUUUGUAGCCGUGGACCGAACGCCUACUCACCCAAGUCCGGAUACCACCACUUGGACCAAGGCUUCCCGGCCCCUUUUCACUCGGGCUCCGGCACAACAAGUGAUAACGGCGAUGGACGGCUUUACGUGGCGGGCAGCGCCCAGGCAGUGGUGGCCCAACAUCAGCACCAGAGCAGUAGCUACGCGCAUCAUCAUCAGCCCCAGUCGCAUCAUGCCAACCUGGUCCAUCCAUAUAGCAGUACAGGGACUGCGGGAUACGGGACGGAAGCGUGCGCAAACCCGGACUAUGGACACCCACAAUACUUUAUCAACGAGCAGGACGGGAUGUACUAUCAAUCAACGGGCCUUUCCGCCUCCAAUGUAGGCCCCAACUACGGCUCCCUGGCCGGGGCAUACUGCGGGGCGCAGGGGGCUGUCCCAGCGGCACAGUACCAGCACCACGGCUGCGAGGGCCAGGACCACCAGCGGGGUUAUUUGCAGAGCACCUAUGUUGACAUUUCGGCCUCUCAAGAGAGGGAGAAGGACGCAGAGCAAACACCACAAGGAAAGACUUUCGACUGGAUGAAAGUCAAGAGGAACCCCCCUAAAACAGCUAAAGUGGCUGACUAUGGAAUGGGACCCCAUAACACCAUCCGCACCAACUUUACAACCAAGCAGCUGACCGAGCUCGAAAAGGAAUUCCACUUCAGCAAGUACUUGACGCGGGCCAGGCGCGUGGAAAUCGCCGCCACCCUCGAGCUCAACGAAACGCAGGUGAAAAUCUGGUUCCAGAACCGCAGGAUGAAACAGAAGAAGCGCGAGAAAGAGGGCCUGGCCUCAGCCUCGAGCACGGGUUCCUCCAAGGACAUGGAAGACAACUCGGACCAUUCCAGCUCCAUAUCUCCUGGCGCGUCUCCCAGUUCCGAGACCUAA